Molecule: messenger RNA, 624 nt
Organism: Lasiosphaeria miniovina
Lineage: Eukaryota; Fungi; Ascomycota; Sordariomycetes; Sordariales; Lasiosphaeriaceae
Exons: 4
Coding region: 1-624 (207 amino acids)
Source: RefSeq, a predicted model, not a curated record
AUGCCAAAAUGGCAGCCAUUUUGCCAGGAGGUCGAGCUUGACCCGCGUGCAACAGUCGGGACGUUUAUUUUUCUCAUUCUUUCUAGUCCAGAGGCGCUGGUGGCUUGGAGCAAAAUUAAGGAGCAUCAUCAAGGCCAAGGGGCGCGCGACUCGGGGUCCAGGGACUGGAAUCGAAGCAGCCCGAAGCAGCCCGAAGCAGCAGAGACAGACGUGCGAUACCCCCGAGAAUAUCUUGGUCGUGUGUCUCUCGCUUGCAAACCCCUCAAGCCAUUGUCCGGCGCCCUCGAGCUGGCCCGCGUGAACAAGAUGGACUCGACCGUGCCGUGGAUCAUUGCCUCUAUCAGCUUCCCCAUCAUGCUGCCGAAGCAGUUCAUCAACGUCGUACAGCUCAUCAAGGCGAGCAGGUGGCUGGCAGAGGGCGACAUCAAGACGCGGAGGGAGCGGGGGCUCACGCGGAGGGAGCAGGGGCUCACGCGGAGGGAGCAGGGGCUCACGCAGAGGGAGCAGGGGCUCACGAAGGGAACAGGGGCUCACGCGGCGCAAGGAGAAAUCCCGACGCUUCUCGGCUGCAGUGUCCAGUCGGGCGGCAAGCCUGGCUCGCUCCGCUCUGCAGCCUGCUUGUAA